Messenger RNA from Protopolystoma xenopodis, 654 nucleotides. NCBI's taxonomy places the organism in Eukaryota, Metazoa, Platyhelminthes, Monogenea, Polystomatidea, Polystomatidae. The record is from the annotation of a GenBank genome assembly.
AUGCUGACCGAAUGGAGCUCGACUGGCCAACACCCACACGUCACGAUCGGCCAUCUGUCCACGGCCACCCGAAGCCAGCAAUCAUCCGAGUCCAGCAGAUGUUUACAAUUCCAGCCACAUGUUGCCUCGUCUGCCCACCUUCGGGGGAACAUGCUGUCACAGUCCGGCCGGACGAAGAUUGCGUCCGAAGCGUCCGAAGAGAGGCGCUCCGCUUUCGGUCUGGCCGACGAACCCCGAUUUGGAAGUCCCCGACCGGGACUCGACAACCCAUCACACCGAAUUUUCAGAAGACAAUUGCGCCUGUUUUUAGGUGCAAGCAUUUCAUUCACACAAACCGCUCUCGACACGACACUUUCAGGAUUCACUCAUGGCUCAACCGUCCUUGACCUGACGCCGAUUUCAGAUCGUCCAGACGACAAGUCAUCUGACACUGUCAGGCGAAAAAUCCAACAUGUUAGCCGGUUUUUGAGAUUUACAUCAUGUGAGUUUCGACAGGGUUUGAGCGGAAGGUACCGAUUUGUCUUGAACGCUGUCUGGCGACAGCUGAACUGGCGCAGUUUUGGGCUGAAAGAUGCCCCAGUUUGGCUCAUGCCCGUCUGUCCUGGCGACACAACUCCUGCAAACAUGGCCACUGGUAGUCAUGGCGCUAACUGA